UUCAACAUCUUUUGUCUAACCAAGAGUCCAAAAAUCUAAGAUAUUCUGUUUUCCCGUAAUGUCAAGAGUUAGUAAAACUGCAAGUUCUCACAUUUUAGGAGUUGGAACCAUCAAAUGUUUAGCAUUUUUUUUGCUCAAAAGAUUACUUAAAAGAUUCAUCGAUUAUUAAAAUAGUUGCUUAAAUGUUCUGUUGAUCAACUUAUAGUUGCAGCUCUAGUUCAGAUCAGUGUGGAGUUUAGCCUAGCUCAUUUAAAUUAAGUCUAAUUUAAUUCUUUCAUCACUGUACAGUUUUAGUUCAUUCUAUUUUUCAGAUUAUUUCAUUCAAUAUAUUUUUUAAAGUCCUCUGUUUGGGGUGGCCUCUAGCUCACCUAGUAAGAGCGUGCGCCCCAUGUAGGCCUUGGCCUGGGUUCGAAUCCAACCUGUACCCCUUUACUGUGUCGUCCCAUCUCUUUCCUGUCUAUCCACUGUCAUUACAGAAUCAAAGGAAAACCCCCAGACAAUAAUCUUAAAGAAAAGAAAGCCCUAUGUUAAAAAAGUUUGGGAUUUUUCAGAAAACAAAACCUUUUUGUAUCCUGAUGUUGACAAAGAUUACUUCUUCUGAUAUAAUGAAGGUUACUGUGACAAGAUAAAAACGUAUUGUUCAGUAUAGAAAUUGGGCUGCGUUGCCAUUUUGAGCUGAAGAUAAAGUGUUUGCUGCCUCUUGCAAAAGUGUAAAGUGUUGACGUGUUACAAGUUGACUUUUUGGCAUGAAGAUUAUGGUUUGUUGGCAGGAUAUCUCAUAAACCACUAAACAGUUUUCAGUGAAAUGUGGUGGCAAGUUGUAAGCAAAAGAGUUCAUUUGUGGUGGAGAUUUCAGAUAUUAAAAUGUGAAAAGAAUAAUGUAGGUUAAAAGUUAAGACUUUGCUGGCAUGAAUUUUCUGCGAAAAUCCAUCCAUCUCUUUUUCUCCCUGUGUGUUCUCUGCCGAUGCUGUAUUCUGGCUCAGGUAUUUCUCACCCUGUUGAGGCACAGAGAUAGACGACAAGAAGAAGAAGAAGAAAAAAAGUCGGAGAGGAUCCCGUCAGUGCCUGGGAACCUGAGGGAUCCUGGAGAGACAGAGAGGGGACAGAGACAGGACAGGGGGAACCAUCGGGGUGAUAAUUCUGUGAGGAGAGCUGCUCAGGGAAAGCUAAAUCAGGUCGUUUCUUUAUCCUCGUCUGUAUCCUGAAAGAGUCCUGUGCAGGAUCUGGUCUGGUCUGAGGGGACUGCAGCACCAUGGGAGCCUCCAGCGACAAGGCGUCUCUCCUCUCAGGGCUGCUUGUGUUCUUGCUCUGUGUCGUCUCUUCUCUCUGCCAGGAUGAAUAUUCUGGAUACCACUCAGGUGAGGAACACACCUAUGAAGGCUCCAUGGUCGACCGCUUCGACAACUCAGCCUCUCCUCAACCAGAGUAUCCACCUGAGCCGACUCACAGCUACGACGAGGACCAACGGCCCGAGGAGGAGGACUACGACCCGUACGGCGCUGAACCCACACAGGUCACCAUGAUGACCGAGGACGCCUUCCCCUACGCCACCACUGCCGAGUCCCACUACGCCAAAGAAGACACAGAGACCAUGCAGGUCCCAUAUAAGUAUCGUCCAGCGAGACCAGACACCGACUCCUCCUCGGAGGAGGAGUCCGGGGGCGACGCAGCGCUUGGGGAGGAGGGGCCGACGGAGUGCGACUGUGAACCCGGACAGCCUGGAUUCGCUGGCUUCGCAGGACCAAAGGGAUCCAGAGGUCUGCAGGGUAAAACUGGUGAGCCAGGAGUUCAGGGCAGAGAGGGUUAUAAAGGAACCAAAGGGGUUCGGGGAAAAGGAGGAGACACGGGACCAGUGGGCGACGCCGGACCUGAGGGAGAUGACGGAGCUUCUGGUUUCUCUGGAGCCAUGGGAGAACCCGGACUUAUAGGAGACCCAGGCGAGCAUGGAGAGUUUGGUCUGAAGGGUGACGCCGGGAUGGAGGGACCCCGCGGAGGAGUCGGAGGUCCGGGUGAGACUGGCCCUCGUGGUGACGUUGGGUCUUCAGGACCAAAGGGCGGUAAAGGCAUAAAGGGGUCUCUCGGUGAUGAAGGCAAAGAGGGGGCUCAGGGACGAGACGGACAGAAGGGUCAGAUCGGCGCUCCCGGGUUUCCAGGCGACGUCGGCGACAGGGGAUACACUGGUUAUCCUGGACAGCAGGGACCCAUCGGACCCACUGGACCAAAGGGCACUCAAGGUCUAGGUGGCCUGCCGGGCAGCGACGGUGACCCCGGAGAAGAUGGUCCUAUAGGAGUCCCGGGUGUAAUGGGAGACCCUGGACUGUUUGGAGCCAAGGGCCAGAAGGGGGAUCGGGGUGUGAAAGGACCCCGAGGCCGAGUGGGCACUGUGGGAGCUGGAGGAGAGCAAGGAGAUGCCGGAGUACCAGGGAAACUAGGACCCAAGGGCCUGCAGGGCCAUCCUGGGGCCAAAGGUGAGACAGGACCUGAUGGUGACAAGGGCGCGGCAGGAAAGAAGGGCAUUAAAGGUGUGAAAGGACAAAAGGGCGGCAGGGGAGACCUUGGAGACAAAGGACAGCAUGGUCCCAAAGGUGCAGUCGGUCGUACUGGCGGUCCCGGCCCCGAGGGACCGCCCGGCAUCCCGGGUACCAGAGGAGAGCGCGGUGCGAUCGGGGACCUCGGUGUUAAAGGCAAAGCAGGACCCAAAGGUGUUCCAGGUCCCACUGGUCCUGGUCUGACUGAUGAGCAGGUCCUGCAGCUCUGCAGGGGCGUAGUCACGGCCCAGAUCUCUCAGUAUGCCUCCUCCAUCCGGGCCAAGUGCUCCCAGGGCUGCCCCGUCAACAACCGGACCCUCAUCGGGCCUCCGGGGGGCCCUGGGCCGACGGGGUCACUGGGCAAACCUGGUAAACCAGGAAAAGCCGGAGCAAAAGGAGCCCGAGGACCUCAAGGAGACCGCGGACUGGAGGGACAGAAAGGAGCGCAGGGUGACCAAGGUAAAAAGGGACCUAAAGGCCUCGCAGGUGAUCCAGGUGAAGGUCUGGCGGGACCUGACGGGCCACAAGGCGCCAGAGGUCUGCCAGGUCACCCAGCAGAACCCAAAGAUGGCAUGGAGGGUCCCAGAGGUCCCCGUGGCUUCCCUGGUCCAGUUGGUCAGACCGGCAUGCUCGGGAACGCAGGCGUGCCAGGAUUUUGCGAGGCGCGGGACUGCAGCAUCCAUGCGCCGGUGACGCGCAAAGAGCAGGGUCUGGUGAAAGGACCCGUAAGUUCAAAAAUGUGAACCUGAACGCGAGCGACGAGCACCGCUGUGAGAUUAUAGAGCGUCUGAAAUUCCCCUGGUGGCAACUUUAAGGUUCGUCUCAUUGAAUAAGAUUAAGACAAUAGUUUGUUUAAAAGAUGCGAAUGAUCCUCUCGUUCAUCGCAAAUGUCAGGGGACCAAGUGUAGUACCCUGGGGCGCUCCGCUGGUGGGCAGGUUUGGUAAGAAACAGGAAACAGAGCAGGAAUGAAACCAGAAAAGACUUUUCCAUCUGAGCCAGACGAAGAUUUUAGAGGUUUUUAUAUACUCUAUAAAGAUCCAAACACUGUUACAGCGUUGGACAGGAACAAUGACGUCUGAGGGGGUUUGUUUAGUUUGAUAAAGACACCAAAUUAUUCCCCACCGAUUCCUUCCUCCCUUCUGUUUAUUUUUUAUUUUUUCCUGGAUCCCUAAAGUCAGUUUUGUUGUUUAAAAAUAAACAAAAAUAAAAAUAAAAAAAGCUAUGUAAAUAUUUUGUAAAGUAUCUCAAAUACAUGUACUGUGCUCUGGAAUAUGUUUCAGAUAAACUGUCUGAUGUUUUUUUAAUCUGAGUCUUCAGUUUGUCAGUCGCCGCAUGUUUAAAUGUUGUGCUUUUAUUUCUGACAAAAAAAGUAUUCCAGAAAAGAUAAAUCACAGAAAUGUCUCGGUUCCAGACUUUUUUUCUUCUUCCAGAUUACUUUUUAGCAAUUCAACCAGAAAUGAAAAACUAAACAACAAUUCAUUGUGAUUAUCAGGCUUUUACAGUAAAGCACUAAUCUGA
Molecule: messenger RNA, 4047 nt
Organism: Perca fluviatilis (European perch)
Lineage: Eukaryota; Metazoa; Chordata; Actinopteri; Perciformes; Percidae
Exons: 26
Coding region: 1253-3271 (672 amino acids)
Source: RefSeq, a predicted model, not a curated record